Molecule: messenger RNA, 3345 nt
Organism: Choloepus didactylus (southern two-toed sloth)
Lineage: Eukaryota; Metazoa; Chordata; Mammalia; Pilosa; Megalonychidae
Gene: HNRNPUL1
Product: heterogeneous nuclear ribonucleoprotein U like 1
Exons: 16
Coding region: 158-2800 (880 amino acids)
Molecular function (GO): protein binding
Source: RefSeq, a predicted model, not a curated record
AGGGGGAGGUGGCGGCGGCGGCCAUUUUGAGCCGCCGCCGCCGCCAUUGGAGUGCCCCCCCCUUCUUCCCCCUUCGCCUCCUGACAGGAAAGGUUUAAGGGGGACAGAACCUUGGGAGGCCGGGCCGGGCUCGGGGGCCGCCCCGGGGGCCCGGGCCAUGGAUGUGCGCCGUCUGAAGGUGAACGAACUUCGCGAGGAGCUGCAGCGCCGCGGCCUGGACACUCGCGGCCUCAAGGCCGAGCUCGCUGAGCGGCUGCAGGCGGCGUUGGAGGCCGAGGAGCCCGACGACGAGCGGGAGCUCGAGGCCGACGACGAACCGGGGCGACCCGGGCACAACAACGAGGAGGUCGAGACCGAGGGGGGCUCCGAGCUGGAGGGGACCGCACAGCCACCGCCGCCCGGGCUGCAGCCGCACCCGGAGCCCGGCGGCUACUCGGGGCCGGACGGACAUUAUGCCAUGGACAAUAUUAUGAGGCAGAACCAAUUCUACGACACCCAGCUCAUCAAGCAAGAGAACGAGUCAGGCUAUGAGAGGAGGCCGCUGGAAAUGGAGCAGCAGCAGCAGGCCUAUCGCCCAGUAGAAGUGAAGACAGAGAUGAAGCAAGAAGCACCCCCCAGCUUCCUUCCCCCUGAUGCAUCUCAACCUAAGCCAGACAGACAGCAAUUCCAGAGUCGCAAGAGGCCUUAUGAGGAAAACCGGGGACGGGGGUACUUCGAGCACCGAGAGGACAGGAGGGGCCGCUCUCCUCAGCCUCCUGCUGAAGAGGAUGAAGAUGACUUUGAUGAUACCCUUGUUGCUAUUGACACAUAUAACUGCGAUCUCCACUUCAAGGUUGCCCGAGACCGGAGUAGUGGCUACCCACUCACAAUUGAGGGCUUUGCAUAUCUGUGGUCAGGAGCCCGUGCCAGCUAUGGGGUCAGAAGGGGCCGUGUGUGCUUCGAGAUGAAGAUCAAUGAGGAAAUCUCCGUGAAGCACCUUCCAUCUACGGAACCUGACCCCCAUGUGGUCCGCAUCGGCUGGUCUCUGGACUCCUGCAGCACUCAGCUAGGGGAAGAGCCUUUCUCCUAUGGCUAUGGAGGCACUGGGAAGAAGUCCACCAAUAGCCGGUUUGAAAACUAUGGAGACAAGUUUGCAGAGAAUGAUGUGAUUGGCUGUUUUGUGGACUUUGAAUGUGGCAAUGAUGUGGAGCUUUCCUUUACCAAGAAUGGGAAGUGGAUGGGCAUUGCCUUCCGAAUCCAGAAGGAAGCCUUGGGGGGUCAGGCCCUCUACCCUCAUGUUCUGGUGAAGAAUUGUGCCGUGGAGUUCAACUUUGGGCAGAGGGCAGAGCCCUACUGUUCUGUCCUCCCAGGCUUCACCUUCAUCCAGCACCUUCCCCUUAGUGAGCGGAUCCGGGGCACCAUUGGACCAAAGAGCAAGGCAGAGUGUGAGAUUCUGAUGAUGGUAGGCCUGCCUGCUGCUGGCAAGACCACGUGGGCCAUCAAACAUGCAGCCUCCCACCCCUCCAAGAAGUACAACAUCCUGGGUACCAAUGCCAUCAUGGAUAAGAUGCGGGUGAUGGGCCUACGCCGGCAGCGGAACUACGCCGGCCGCUGGGACGUCUUGAUCCAGCAGGCCACUCAGUGCCUCAACCGCCUCAUCCAGAUCGCCGCCCGCAAGAAACGCAACUAUAUCCUAGAUCAGACAAAUGUCUAUGGGUCUGCCCAGAGACGAAAAAUGAGACCAUUUGAAGGCUUCCAGCGAAAGGCUAUUGUAAUUUGUCCCACUGACGAGGACCUAAAAGACCGAACAAUAAAGCGAACCGACGAGGAAGGGAAGGAUGUCCCAGAUCAUGCGGUAUUAGAAAUGAAAGCCAACUUCACAUUGCCAGACGUUGGGGACUUUCUGGACGAGGUUCUGUUCAUUGAACUGCAGCGGGAGGAAGCGGACAAGCUGGUGAGGCAGUACAACGAGGAAGGUCGCAAGGCUGGGCCACCCCCCGAAAAGCGCUUUGACAACAGAGGUGGUGGUGGCUUUCGGGGCCGUGGAGGUGGCGGUGGUUUCCAGCGCUAUGACAACCGAGGCCCCCCUGGGGGCAACCGAGGAGGCUUUCAGAACCGAGGAGGAGGCAGCGGUGGAGGAGGCAACUACAGAGGAGGUUUCAACCGCAGUGGGGGGGGUGGCUACAGCCAGAACCGCUGGAGCAACAACAGCCGGGAUAACAACAACUCCCACAACCGAGGCAGCUACAACCGGACCCCCCAACAGCAGCCGCCACCACAACAGCCACCACCACCACAACCGCCACCACAGCAGCCACCACCGCCACCCAGCUACAGCCCUGCUCGGAAUCCCCCAGGAGCCAGCAGCUAUAACAAGAGCACCAACAUCCCUGGCUCGAGCGCCAAUACCAGCACCCCCACUGUCAGCAGCUAUAGCCCUCCACAGCCGAGUUACAGCCAGCCACCCUACAACCAGGGAGCUUACAGCCAGGGCUACACAGCCCCACCACCUCCACCUCCACCACCACCUGCCUACAACUAUGGGAGCUAUGGCGGCUACAACCCGGCCCCUUAUACCCCACCCCCACCUCCCACUGCACAGACCUACCCUCAGCCCAGCUAUAACCAGUAUCAGCAGGGUACUAUGUUGGCAAACCAGGAGACCUGGGCUUCAGUCCCUUACCACCCACCUGUGUGGCACCAGUAUGCCCAGCAGUGGAACCAGUACUAUCAGAACCAGGGCCAGUGGCCUCCAUACUACGGGAACUACGACUACGGGAGCUACUCCGGGAGCACACAGGGUGGCACGAGCACACAGUAGCCAAGGCGUUCCAGAGGCCCCCGGGAGCCCCUGCCGGCUUCCUCCACCAGCACCCACCUCGGCCCCCUCCUCUAUCCCCACUGGGUCCCGUGGUGCUGGGGGACGGGGUCAUCCCAGGGCUGCCUCCCUGCCCAGCCUCCCUCCAGCCCUCUGCCUCCCCGCCAAGGGGCUUCUUUUCCCCACACAGGGCCAGGCAUUUCUCUCUGGAUUCAAACAGGCAACAAUGACCUUUUAUUUUGUUUGUCCCCCCCCACCUCCCACUCCCUCUUCCCCUUCUUCCCUUCUUUCUUUUUGACUAAAGAAUCCCUCCCUCUUCCUUGGUCACAUGGUGAGGCUACAGUGACUGAGGGGAGGGGACCCCUUCCUUAUUCGUUCAUCCCACCUCUGCUCCAGCCCCUCAGCUUCCCAGCCCCUCCUGCAGUUUGUUGUAAAUUCUUCCAGGAGCUGUUUUACUGUCUACUUUUCAGGAUUUAAAAAAAAAAAAAAAAAUCACAAAAAUCAAAAACUUAAAAAAAAGAAAAAGAAAAAAAAAAACAAACCACGAG